AUGACAUCUGAAGAGGUUCUGCAUGUGAAGACCCCCAUCCGGGACAGCAUGUCCAUGUCCAAGGUGGCGGGCACCAGUGUCUACCUCAAGAUGGACAGUGCCCAGCCCUCUGGCUCCUUCAAGAUCCGGGGCAUUGGGCACCUCUGCAAGACGUGGGCUGAGCAAGGCUGUGAACAUUUCGUCUGCUCCUCAGCGGGCAAUGCGGGCAUGGCCGCUGCCUAUGCUGCCAGGAAGCUGGGCGUCCCCGCCACGAUUGUCGUGCCGAGUACCACACCUGCUCUCACCAUCGAGCAGCUCAAGAAUGAGGGCGCCAUCGUCAAGGUGGUGGGCGAGACACUGGACGAGGCAUUCGAGCUUGCCAAGGCCCUGGUGAGGAACAACCCAGGCUGGGUCUACAUCCCCCCCUUUGACGACCCCCUCAUCUGGGAAGGCCACACUUCCAUCGUGAAAGAGCUGAAGGAGACACUGAGCACAAAGCCGGGGGCCAUCGUGCUGUCGGUGGGCGGAGGGGGCCUGUUGUGCGGAGUGGUCCAGGGGCUGCAGGAAGUGGGCUGGGGAGACGUGCCCAUCAUUGCCAUGGAGACCAUUGGCGCCCACAGCUUCCACGCUGCCACCACUGCCGGCAAGCUGGUCUCCCUGCCCAAGAUUACCAGUGUUGCCAAGGCCCUGGGCGUGAAGACCGUGGCAACUCAGACCCUGAAGCUGUUUCGAGAACACCCCAUUUUCUCUGAAGUGAUCUCAGACCAGGAGGCCGUGGCUGCCAUUGAGAAGUUUGUGGAUGACGAGAAGAUCCUGGUGGAGCCCGCCUGUGGGGCAGCCCUGGCCGCAGUCUACAGCCACGUAGUUCAGAAGCUGCAGGGAGAAGGGAAGCUCCAUGCCCCCCUGGCCUCCCUCGUGGUCAUCGUCUGCGGGGGCAGCAACAUCAGCCUGGCCCAGCUGCAGGAGCUCAAGGACCAGCUGGGCAUGAAAAAUGGGCUGCCAAAGUGAGAAGUCCUCACCCACUUGACGGCCUGCCCAGGACAGCCCUGGAGGGGCUGGACUUUUACCCAUUGCCUCAUUGUAAAUAGGAUUCUUGUGUUUGGUGGUGAACCUGUGGCCUGCACUGGCAGCUGCAUCCUGGCUGUCAGGAGUCCAACAUGCGGAGGGGCCGGUGCUGCCCGAGACAGGGCCAUCGAGGCUGUGAAGUUAAGGGCCAGGCUCUUACCUUCUUUGGUAUCUGUGUGGCAACUCGGUGACCAUCCUUAGCCACCCCUGCUAGGGGUGGACAAUCGCCCACAUGUAAGCCUGUGGCUGCCGUCUUGGAGCUGAGGAUUGUGGGAAACUCCCAGUGCGAGGAGCCGAGUGAAGCUGGCUGCAUCUGUAAGGGUGGACCCUGCCUUUCCUGGGUCCCCAGAGCAGGGUGGUUGGGGAGGGACCUGGAUCACAACAGGCCAGACCUUCUUGAAGCAAGCAGAGCCCACCCGACUUUCUCCCUGGGAAGAAGGAUGGGCCAGUGUCCAGGGUCAAGGAACCAUCUCCUCUUUCCUCUCCAGAAGCCCAAUCCCACCCUUACUCAUUUUUCUAAUGUACAAACUUUUUCACUGACAAAGAAAAUACAUAUUUAUGAAACAUACCUCCUCUGAAAGUUUCUCCAUCGUCAGCUCUUUCCCUCUCUCCACCUUCCACCUCACCAUGCUGGCUUUCAGCCACACGCUCAAGCCCCUGGGGUGCCAUAGGAACCCUUGGGGCCAGACACAGAGGCCAGGAGGCCACUCCAGUGGGGUCUGAGUGCCAGGAGGGGGCAUCCCUGCAUUACAGGAAGCAGUUGAGGAAGCUGGAGCUGAACAGGAGAGGCU
This is a messenger RNA of Trichechus manatus latirostris (Florida manatee), 1835 nucleotides long. RefSeq names its product serine dehydratase (gene SDS). Gene Ontology annotation, molecular function: threonine deaminase activity; pyridoxal phosphate binding; L-serine ammonia-lyase activity. Bases 1 to 987 code for a protein of 328 amino acids. The record is from RefSeq and is a predicted model, not a curated record. The transcript is spliced from 7 exons. Lineage: Eukaryota; Metazoa; Chordata; Mammalia; Sirenia; Trichechidae. Gene Ontology annotation, biological process: L-serine catabolic process; L-threonine catabolic process.